Messenger RNA from Anoplopoma fimbria (sablefish), 1741 nucleotides. It is a transcript of the gene dera, whose product is annotated as deoxyribose-phosphate aldolase (putative). Bases 133 to 1089 code for a protein of 318 amino acids. The record is from RefSeq and is a predicted model, not a curated record. Lineage: Eukaryota; Metazoa; Chordata; Actinopteri; Perciformes; Anoplopomatidae. Gene Ontology annotation, biological process: carbohydrate catabolic process; deoxyribonucleotide catabolic process. The transcript has 9 exons. Gene Ontology annotation, molecular function: deoxyribose-phosphate aldolase activity. Gene Ontology annotation, cellular component: cytoplasm.
UCUUCCGGAACCCCGCAGCGCCAUGCUGUGUGUAGACAGGAAGUGGAAGGCUGACAGGUCUCUUGGACCAACGGUGGCUUCUGCUGUUCAUUUCAAAAUCUGUCUGUGAAUAAAAACUACCUGUCCUUCGACAUGUCGGCCAGGAACCCCGGGACAAAGCUCGACCUGGAGUGGAUAUCCAAAGUGAGAGUGAACACACAUGCCGUCCUGAAGAGAGCUCAGCACAUACAAGGACAGAAGAUCCCCAAGAAACAGUGGCAGGCCGCCUGGCUGCUGAAGGCCGCCACAUGUAUCGACCUGACGACUCUGGCUGGAGACGACACGCCUUCCAACGUCCACCGGCUGUGCCUGAAAGCCAUCCAGCCGGUCCGACAUGACCUGCUCCAGACGAUGGACAUGCAUAACAAAGGAGUUACCACAGCAGCAGUGUGUGUGUAUCCGUCUCGUGUGGCCGAUGCCGUCAAAUCACUGAAAGCAGCCAACUCCAGCCUUCCCGUCGCCUCAGUGGCCACUGGUUUCCCAGCAGGCCAGACACCACUGGAGACCCGCCUGCAGGAAGUCCGCUUGGCGGUGGCUGACGGUGCCUCAGAGAUCGACAUCGUCAUCAACAGGACGCUCGCCCUCACCGGAAAGUGGGAAGCCAUGUAUGAUGAGAUCCGUCAGUUCCGGGAGGCCUGUGGUGACGCUCACAUGAAGACCAUCCUGGCCAUCGGGGAGCUGGGCACCUUCACCAACGUCUACAAGGCCAGCCUGGUCGCCAUGAUGGCUGGCUCGGACUUCAUCAAGACGUCCACAGGAAAGGAGUCUGUCAACGCCACUUACCCUGUUGCCAUAGUGAUGGUGAGGGCCAUCCGGGACUACUUCUUGUGUACAGGCCACAAGGUGGGCUUUAAGCCAGCGGGGGGGAUCCGGACGGCUCAGGAGUCUCUGGUGUGGCUCGCUCUGAUCAAAGAGGAGCUGGGCAACGACUGGCUCAGCCCGCUCCUGUUCCGCCUGGGAGCCAGCAGCCUGUUGGCUGACAUCGAGAGGCAGAUCUACCAUCACGUGACCGGACAGUACGCUGACUAUCACGAGCUGCCUAUGGCCUGAAGCUGUGGACUUCCUGUUCUAACGACCAAUCAGAACCUCAGACUCACCACACAAGCCUGUCAGUGUGAGCUACACUUAUGAUUAGUGCUUUGACUGAAGACUGGGACCAAUGUCUGUGAGACAGAGAAAACUGCUGUUAUUGCUCUGUAUAAUGUGCUAAUGUACUAACAAAGAGACAAACAGGUGGUUAAACUUUGUCACAGUAUUUGGUUACACACAUAAUAAACUUUAUGUUUGGCCGUCGUUGUGAAGGAUGUGCUGAGUUAAUUUGUUUCAUGGGAAGCAGGAAAAGAGAUUUAGAGUUAAGGAAAAUAAUAUUUCUCAAUCUUUCCUUCAGAUCCUGAAAGUCUUAAUUGGAACUCUGCUGAUCUUUUACAAAAUAAAGUGUAUAUCUGGAAAUAAUCCUGUACUCAUCACUUUUAUUAUAAAAACGUUAAUUUUGAUGUGCAUGUGAAUAAGGUUAUACUAAUGAUGUUAGCCUUGAAAUUUUAAAAUGAAAUAUUGACAUUUAUAAUACACAUGAUAAUAUCCAUAGCGCCUCUUAGAUCAUUUUAGUCUAGUCAUGGUUAAAUACUCUCCAAAUGGGCUUUUUGACAAUUGUUAAUUACCGCUACUUAAAAAUAUGAAUUUAGAGGCUGUUUAUAUAAAUUGA